This is a messenger RNA of Octodon degus (degu), 1072 nucleotides long. RefSeq names its product phenazine biosynthesis like protein domain containing (gene Pbld). NCBI's taxonomy places the organism in Eukaryota, Metazoa, Chordata, Mammalia, Rodentia, Octodontidae. Gene Ontology annotation, molecular function: isomerase activity. The transcript is spliced from 10 exons. Bases 80 to 946 code for a protein of 288 amino acids. Gene Ontology annotation, biological process: biosynthetic process. Gene Ontology annotation, cellular component: cytoplasm. The record is from RefSeq and is a predicted model, not a curated record.
UGCGCUUGUGCAUAGAAGGGCCGAACGAGUAAAGUCACCAGGAGUGCGGUGGGUGCCAGCAGCGCGAGCCCUGAGGACCAUGAAGCUCCCACUUUUCAUAGCUGAUGCAUUUACAACAAAAGCAUUCCGAGGGAAUCCCGCUGCUGUUUGCCUCCUAGAAGAUGAAUUGGAUGAAGACAUGUAUCAAAACAUUGCGAAGGAAAUGAAUCUCUCUGAAACUGCUUUUGUCCGAAAACUGCACCCAACAGACAACUUUACACAAAGUUCCUGCUUUGGCCUGAGGUGGUUCACACCGGCAAGUGAGAUUCCUCUCUGCGGCCAUGCCACCCUGGCUUCUGCGGCCGUGCUGUUCUACAAAAUCAAAAACAAGAACAGUACUCUCACCUUUGCCACCCUGAGUGGAGAGCUGAAGGCCAGAAGAGCUGAAGAUGGGAUCACCCUGGACCUGCCCCUCUACACUACGCAGCCACAGGACUUCCAUGAUGUGGAGGACUUGAUAAAGGCAGCCAUAGGCAACACUCUGGUCCAGGACAUCCACUAUUCUCAGGAUACUCAGAACCUCCUCGUCCGGCUCAGCGAUUCCUAUGACAGGUCAUUUCUAGAGACCCUCCAAGUGACCACGGGGACCCUGACCCAAGUAGAGAACACGGGGAAGGUGAAAGGACUCAUUCUCACCCUCAGAGGAGAGCCUUCUGGGCAUGCCCAGGCAUUUGACUUCUACUCAAGAUACUUUGCACCAUGGGUUGGGGUCUCGGAGGACCCCGUCACAGGGGUUGCACACACUGUUCUCAGCAGCUACUGGUCCCAGCAGCUGGGGAAGAAAGAUAUGCGAGCAUUUCAGUGUUCCCUCCGAGGAGGAGAGCUGGGCAUUUCCCUGCGAACAGACAGCCGUGUGGACAUCAAGAGCAAUGUCACUGUGGUCGUGGAAGGCACACUGACCAUCUAGGUGAGGUGUGACUUUACCGAAGCUGAAACUGUUUCCCUUACUGUUGCACUCAUGUAUCACAGCUAAAAAUUAAGGCAACCCAGAACAUUAGCCCAAUGUGAGGAUAUUUGCGAUAGUAAAAUUAAA